AUGGAGACGCUGAACGAGCUCACUGGUCGUGCUGGUAGCAUUUCUCUCGAGUCAGCAAAAGCCGCUCGCUCAGGACCAAACCAAGUCCUGUCCGGCCCUUUGUCCUCCUAUCUGGACAAGAUCUAUGCAUCCUUGACUGCCGCGGCGACCGCCGAUUUUGUCAAGGAUGUGCAACACGAAGAGAUUGCCGGUGGCCUCGAGGCCGCAAAUCCCCUCGCGUCCUUGGCAGCAUUCCGUGCGUAUAUGGCCAGCCCGGCGUCUGAUGCAUUGCGUCCGUCCAAAGGUCAGGAUUUGUCGGCACCGAUAACAGAUUAUUACAUCUCAUCCAGUCACAACACCUAUUUGACGGGGAAUCAGCUGUACAGUGAUGCUGCAGCGGCCGCAUAUACCAACGCCCUCUUGAGUGGUUGUAGAUGUGUUGAAAUCGACGUUUGGGACGGGGAUGCGGACACUGACAGCGUCUCUGGUGACACCAGCAGUAGCAGCAGUAGUAGCGAGUCGAGCUCUGAUGAAGGAGAAAAGACCAUUCACCGUAAGAAGCAGGACGUAUCAAAGGCGGCUGGUAGCACACGGCCAGCCAAGACAACAUCGCGGCGCAAGGGCAUCUCGUCCAAAUUGGGAAGCCUGUUGGGACGCAAAUCAUCGCCACAUGACGGCGCUCGUGAUCAACCUGCAUCGACUGCUACCGCUGCCGCCGCUGCUACUCUAGACUCUACAACGAAAUUCCUACGCCGUCCGGAGCCCCGGGUGCUUCAUGGUCACACGCUGACGAAAGGAACCACGUUCCGCAAUGUCUGCUAUGCGAUUCGCGACAGUGCAUUCGUUGCAAGUGACCUGCCCGUCAUUGUCAGUUUGGAGGUGCACACAUGCCUCGAGCAGCAGGCGACGAUGGUGGAAAUUAUGGAGGAGGCAUGGAAAGGAAUGUUGAUCGAAGUGACCCCUGAACUUGAAGCUACUCACGCCCCGCCUCCUCUGGAGACCUUGAAACGCAAGAUCCUCAUCAAGGUCAAAUGGGUCCCCGCGACAGGCGAGGGCCAAGGGGAAGCGCAAAAGAACGACCACACCGACCCGCUCGACACACCUCCAUCGCUCGACCAGAACGGACAUCCAGCGGACGGUCAACCUUCACCACCCGAGAAACCGUCCAAGGUCCUGCACUCCCUAAGCAGGCUAGCGAUUUUUACCAAGGGUUUCUCCUUCCACCACUUCACCCAGCCAGAGGCCAAAGUACCCGGACACGUGUUCUCCCUAUCCGAGAACGCCGCGCGGGAGGCCUACGCCAAAGACCGCGACGCCCUCCUCGAGCACAACCGCCGCUUCUUCAUGCGGGUCUACCCCUACGGCCUGCGCGUCAACUCGUCCAACCCGGACCCGACCUUCUUCUGGCGCUGCGGCGCCCAGAUCGUCGCCCUGAACUGGCAAAACCUCGACAAGGGCAUGAUGCUCAACCGGGGCAUGUUCACCGGCGAGCCCGGCUGGGUCCUCAAGCCCCAGGGCUACCGCGGCUCCGACCCCGCCUCCACCCCCGUGAAGCGCCAACACCUCGAUCUCUCCAUCGAGGUCCUCGCCGGCCAGAAUCUCCCCUUGCCCCCGGGGGAUACCAAGGAGUCCGGGUUCCGUCCCUACGUGAGCUGCUACCUGCACGUGGAAUCGCCAGACGAGGAGAACGGCUCUCCACCGGGAGGCGACAACACCACCGACUCGGAGAAGACGAGCUACAAGCGCCGCAUCAAGAGCGCCACAGGCACGCAUCCGGACUUCGGCGCGCAGAUGAUCCAGUUCCCGACUUUGUCGGGCGUUAUUGAGGAAUUGACCUUUGUCAGAUUCAAAGUCAAGGAUGACGAGCUCGGACGAGACUCCCUGGCCGCUUGGGCAUGUAUCAAACUCAGCCGGCUGCAGCAGGGCUACCGACUGAUCCAUCUUCAUGAUUGCUCUGGGGCAGAAGCCGGUGCGGUCCUGUUGGUCCGGAUUACCAAGGUUCUCUCCUGA
Aspergillus thermomutatus is the source of this 1989-nucleotide messenger RNA. RefSeq names its product putative phosphoinositide-specific phospholipase C. Gene Ontology annotation, molecular function: phosphatidylinositol-4,5-bisphosphate phospholipase C activity. Gene Ontology annotation, biological process: phosphatidylinositol-mediated signaling; lipid metabolic process. NCBI's taxonomy places the organism in Eukaryota, Fungi, Ascomycota, Eurotiomycetes, Eurotiales, Aspergillaceae. The record is from RefSeq and is a predicted model, not a curated record. Bases 1 to 1989 code for a protein of 662 amino acids. The transcript is spliced from 4 exons.